AUGUCAAACCAGUCAAACAUUCAGGAAAUAAUAGAAACGGCAGUUUUAGCUGCCAUUCGAACCAGCAGUGAAGAGCACACUACCCCAACAACAAAUAGGCCUCCACCAACUAUAUCAGACAAUAAUGUUGGUGGCACGGGGGGUAGCAGCAAUAGUAGGCCGACUAAUGAUGUAGAAGCACCGACACCAAGACCUAGGGUAAGUAAUGUAACUUUACCAGGAGGCGGUAAGAAACUGAAGCAGCCUUCAGUCUCUUCACAUUUCAGAUGGGGUGGGGCUGAAGUACUGUCGACCAUUGGACAAAAUUGUCUAUAUGUGAUGUGCGCUGAGCAAUACGGUAUCACGUACGAGAAUUUUUAUGAACAGGUCGAAGAUGAAGUAGAGAUACAUCCUCCCCCCAAAAAGUCAAGAAUUAUUCCACUGGAUUCAAGUGACGAUGAUGACUUGCCUGAAAUAUCGUUAGAUGAUCCAGGAAGGUCUGUUGCUACAGGACGAACUCUUCCGCUCAACGCCACUGAGGAAGGCACUGGAUCUUCUAGCUCAGGCCAACGAACUGCGUCCAAUAUCACUCAUCAAGCAAGUGCGUCAACCAGCACAAGCACAUGCCAAACAACUGCAUCCGCCGCAAGACAACACUAUCAGUGA
This is a messenger RNA of Anneissia japonica, 645 nucleotides long. RefSeq lists its product as uncharacterized. The transcript has 4 exons. The record is from RefSeq and is a predicted model, not a curated record. Lineage: Eukaryota; Metazoa; Echinodermata; Crinoidea; Comatulida; Comatulidae. Bases 1 to 645 code for a protein of 214 amino acids.